Messenger RNA from Mya arenaria, 681 nucleotides. Its product is annotated as zinc finger protein 45-like. The coding region runs from base 1 to 681 and encodes 226 amino acids. Gene Ontology annotation, biological process: regulation of DNA-templated transcription. The transcript is spliced from 4 exons. The record is from RefSeq and is a predicted model, not a curated record. Gene Ontology annotation, molecular function: RNA polymerase II cis-regulatory region sequence-specific DNA binding; DNA-binding transcription factor activity, RNA polymerase II-specific. Lineage: Eukaryota; Metazoa; Mollusca; Bivalvia; Myida; Myidae.
AUGGAUUUACACGCUGAAGACAAGCCAAACACGUGUAAGGUCUGUGGGGCUAAUUUCGCCCAGAAAUCUCAUUUAAAGCGUCACAUUAAAAUACAUACAGGAGAGAAGCCGUACAAAUGUGCGGAAUGUGGUGCUGAUUUUACAGAUGGAAGUAAUUUUAAAAGACACGCGAGAAUACACAACGGAGAGAAGCCAUAUAAGUGUGACACGUGUGUUGCUGUUUUCUCUCGGAAGAGUGAGUUGAAGAAACAUACACGAAUACACACAGGAGAGAAACCGCUCCUCUGUUGCAAGGUCUAUAUCUUCAUCAUCCUCAUAAUCUAUGAGAACAAGAUGGUUCCUAUGCAACGUCUUCUCCCUCUCGGUCUUCUCGCUCUUAUCUUGAACACAGGAAUGUCUUCUCUUGAUGGCUUUCACUGUCUUUUCUUCUAUCUGUAUUUCUUUACCAUGUGCGAUAUCUUCUUCUCUAUGCGGGUACCUGCUCAUCCCAUCUGCAUCUGCGUUCUUCAGUCCUGCACGAUUAUCAUGGAUUUACACGCUGAAGACAAGCCAAACACGUGUAAGGUCUGUGGAGCUUAUUUCUCCCAGAAAUCUCAUUUAAAGCGUCACAUGAAAAUACAUACAGGAGAGAAGCCGUACAAAUGUGCGGAAUGUGGUGCUGAUAUUUACAGAUGGAAGUAA